UGGGAAAAAGGGACCAGAGGUGGGUGCUUGCCGGAGCCCGUAGCGCAAUACGGCCACAACUGUUUCCGAUCCCUUCCUCCCCUGACAUCCGCCGUUCGAUCCAUGCGAUAACAACUGACUUUUGCCCCCUUUGCCCCCUCUACGACAUAUCGAUAACCGCCCAUACUCCCGACAAGCCGACAUCGCAGGUUCCCAACUACCCCUUCGUCACGCUUCACGAUAAUUCUUUUUGCUUGUCAGAUCACCUGCUCAGCGCUCCUAUGAUUCUAUGAACGCAUGAGCCUAUGAGCUAUGAGCCUAUGAUUCAUAUCGGCCAUCGUGGCUCGGCUUGGCAUAUGGCUCAUCGCCCCGUACCGGUUGAGCCGCGAGUCAACGCAUCAAAGAUCAAAGAUCAAAGGAUCACUCCAGCGGCCAGCAAUUCCAUCAACAUGGUAUAACAUCUUGCAUGUUGCAUGUGACAUUCGAGUAUACUACUCAAAAUACUGGUUACGCGCUUACACAGCAGUGGUGCGGCAGUUCACCUCCUCAUUCUUCUCUCUGUCAUUCACAUUGCGCUAUCGACUCGGUGAUUCAAAAUCCCAUCAUGCAGCAUACCGCGCCAGAAACCGAGCGAAGCGAUAACGCCACCAGCGAUACCUCCAAGUUCAAACCGAUGAGACCGGCUGAUAUGGCUGACGCUGUCAAACCGCUCGAAAUGAAAGUCAAGCGUACCAACGACCCCUAUGCGGAUCAAGAGGCGAGAUGGAAUCUCGUCCGGCAAUACGUCGUCAGCGUGCUGGAAGAGGAAACGAUGGACCCGUCCAUCUAUGCUGCCGCGACGACUGCGGUGUAUGACAUGGAGAUGGGUGGGGACCCGCGUAAUGGGGCGGGAACGAUGACUCGCCGGGAAGACGGCCUGCAUGUGCACGGCCUAAGAGUCAGGUUGAGCAAACUCUUGCUCGACUACAGGGAACGUCACCGCGUACCCGAAUCCGCCGAAGGACACGUUCCCGACGACGUCUUCCUCCGUCGAUGGACAAAGGCCUCGAGGGUCUUUGGGUAUCACGACCGUCAUUUCGUCAGACGGUGUCAGGCCGAAAAGAUUCGGAUGCCGGAUGACCUGGCGUUCCCGGACGAUGGCCAGACGACCGUCUUCGAAUUCGGGAGACGGAUCUGGUUUGAUGAAAGGGAGCUCGCGUAGCGGGAGAGGACUGGUCCUGUGACCCGUGCGCAAUCGUACCCGUCGAAAAAGGCCGUAGCUUCCAAGCCGCCAGUCCACGAUGAUGGGCGUCACAAGUGAUCGACUUUGGUGUACGAAGGCUGUCUGUCUGUAUAUCACAAACGUCUAGUACCUGGCUCCGACUUAGGAGUACGGAUUUACACAAUUUACAUACGAAGGAAUACGUUCUGCUCUCUUAGAAUGUGCAGCUUGGAUUGCGACCGGCUCCUACCAGAUGUCUCUGCCACGAGUCUGUCCCAACCGACGCCCUGACAAGCAUGGCACCAAGGUAUAUCAUUCCAACAGCUUUAAGGCAUACAACAAGCCUGGUCGAGGUGGUUCAACCGACCUCCAACUCUGGCAGAGACACCUUCAGCAAGUCGUGCAAGAA
Molecule: messenger RNA, 1589 nt
Organism: Filobasidium floriforme
Lineage: Eukaryota; Fungi; Basidiomycota; Tremellomycetes; Filobasidiales; Filobasidiaceae
Exons: 2
Coding region: 446-1180 (244 amino acids)
Source: RefSeq, a predicted model, not a curated record